GUGGGCGAGAGUGACAGAGUGAAAUAAGGGGAGAAAAGAGGAGUGAUAAGAGCACAGGUGGAGCAUCCUCCCCCCCGUGAGUCAGUUCCAGAUGGGUCGUGAGUCUGACUCACUCAUGGGCUUUUAGGGGAUUAUGUGUGCAGCAUUAAGAAAUACAAUGAAAAUCGAAACAAAAAUGGUUCCCUGACAGAAGUUUAUGUAUAUCACCAACAUGUCCAGAUGGCUCCGAGGUGCAGUUUGGGCAGCAGGGACGUGUGUGGUUUGGUGUCCAGUGUGUGUGUGCCUGAGUGGGGGAGGAGCGUGGUGGGUGUGCGCAUGUGCCGUCGGCCUUAUAACCGUCACUUUGGGCUCAGGAUACACCACAUGGACCAUUUUCAACAAUUUUUUGAGAGAGGGUCCCACCUCAUACCCACUCCUUGCAAAAUGCUUUAGCAUAGUGGAGCGUAUUGUCGAGAAGGGACAUGGCAUCAGUCCAGAUGUUCCAGAGAAAGGUAUACAGUCCAGCCCCUCUCACACCCUCAGAGGGGCUGGCGUGCUGCAGAUCACAGGCUCCGGAGAACUGGUCAUCCAAGAGCUGGAGAUCACAGCUGCAUCCCUGCAUUCUGUUCUGGUCCAUCCCUGGUACUCUCAUGUCUCACCAGAUAACCACUUCUCAUACCAGAUAAAAGAUAUCCUGGAAGAUAUCCUGAUCAGUAUGUGCCAGCGGAUAAAACAGUCUGGCAAUGUGACUGCCGUGGCUUCAGGCAUCAUACAGGUCUACAUUCAGCACUAUCGGCAGUACCAGCGAGCACUAAGAAAGAUCUCCAAGAAACACAAAGAUUCAGAGCCUCUGAGCAGUGCAGGAAUGCAGGAGGUCCAUGCAAAAUACAAGCCCCUGCAUCCUGCCCUCAAGAGUCCCGAAACCCUUCGAACCUACUACCGCAAGUUGGCACAAAUUCUCCUACAGCAUUACUUACCAGUAGAAAUGAUACGCUGCAACCUCAUCUUGGUCUCCCUGCGAGAUCUCUUUGCUCAAAAUGUCUUACAGGCCUUUGUAGACCUGCUUUGUGAUACUCAGUGGCUUAACACAGUGCUAGCAGAAAUACUCUCAGAAGUCUCAGAUGGUGCAACAGGCGUUGGGGGGGCCGGGGGAAUGGGUGGACAGAGCACAGGGCAAGAAGCAUCAAGUGAGGUAUCAGAUGUGUCAAAAGUUUUGCAGCAGGCUUCUAACAGUGAGAAGUUGCAGGCACACACAAGCUUGCUAGAGGCAAUUGAAGAGGAGACUCUGUCAGAGCUACAGCAGCUGGAUCCUGCUGUUGCCCUCCAGAGUGAUGCUCAGCAAAGCCGAGAAGCAAGCUCCCCUAAGAGUGAAGAUGGCAGUGAAGCUAAGUCAGCUGAAAGUGAAAAAUUUGAGAAUGCAGAGGCUCUUGUCCAGUAUGUGAGAAGCUCAAGCUUAGAGAAAGAGAGCAAAGAGGAUGAAGACUAUAGAACUGUGUCAUCAGCCCUAGGGACACUCUUAUCCACUACAGCAGGCCCACUUCUGCCUGACAACUCUGCCAUGCAGUACCAGCCCUUGGUGACCAAGAUGUGGGAGAGCCCUGUGGAUGAUAAGUGCUUUGUAGACAUGUCAUCUCUCAGAAGGAAGAAGAACCCCUUUUCUCGUAAUGUUGUUAAAGGGUUAAAAAGGGGGAGUAAACUGUUGUACUAUCCUCCAAAAGGAGAGAAAAAAUCUUCAGCAGGUAUGAAAAGCCCUAGUAAAGAUAAAGAAAGAAAUACUGUGCCAAAAGUAGAGGACCUUAGCAAUGGGAAAAUUGAGAUCAGGCUCAAUGACAGUGAUUUGCAGGAGGGAAAAGACUUAAACUUUUGUCCCACACCGACAUUGGGAAAUCCCAGUAAAAAAGUUUUGGAAGCCUCAUAA
This is a messenger RNA of Penaeus monodon (black tiger shrimp), 1897 nucleotides long. RefSeq lists its product as uncharacterized. The record is from RefSeq and is a predicted model, not a curated record. NCBI's taxonomy places the organism in Eukaryota, Metazoa, Arthropoda, Malacostraca, Decapoda, Penaeidae. The coding region runs from base 197 to 1897 and encodes 566 amino acids. Gene Ontology annotation, molecular function: phosphatidylinositol binding. Gene Ontology annotation, cellular component: intracellular membrane-bounded organelle. The transcript has 6 exons.